UGAACGUGAAUUAAAAACAUUCUUUCCUUUCGGUUUCUAAAUUAAACAAGGAAUAAGAGCAGUAGACAAAAGUUAAAUAUUUAAACACAACAAAAGAAAAGAAAUUGAUUGUUUCAAACGAAAGAUUCUUUAAAGAAAAGCGAAGAAUGAAGAAAUGUUCGAAAUGAGUUUGUAAACAGUGCAAGUCGUGACAACAAGGAAAGACAUUCUAAACCACAAAUUAUUCAUUGAAAUAGGAAUAAAUAAUCUUAAACUUGGAUUAACAUCUGAUAGUCCCAGCCCAAGACUCCAUCAGCACACUCUCUGAGAGCUGCGCUAAUAUUAUGAGAAAAGAGAGAUGGUUGGGCAUUUUUGCUCUGGCAUUCAUCAUCACGAUCACCACCAAAGAAUGCUUCGGUCAAUCGGAAUCGUUGCUUCGUGUCGGCAAAUCCAUUAAUGUGUUCAUACGCUACGGCUAUUUGUCGAUAUCAAUGAAAGUCAUUUCGUACAAUGACACUGAACGAUGGAUCUUUAAAGAGCCAACGAGAAAUAUUUUUCAGGGUCUCUCGGUUCUCGAGACCGCCGAAAACAAUCCUAAAGGCGGCUUUAUGGGUGACUUUCACAUGGAGUUCUGUGAUAAUAAACAGCAAUUGUUUCAAGCAUACUUUAGAGAGUUUCAGAUUGAAGAUAUGGCAAGUCCAUGGAAAGCAUUCACAGAUGGUUGGCAUGCUGAAAUAACUGCAAAGAAAUUAGGAAUAAAUUCUUCUUACAUUAUCGGUGAUUACAGUUAUGUUUUGGUGAGAGUGUCGCGGUUUCGUGAACGUGCAAGAUUACAACGACCAAUUCCACCGAAUCAAUUGAUCGAUCCGAGUGUCGCUGCGAAAAUCAACAACGUCACUGAUGGUGACACGGUGUCAGUGUUGGAGUUUAUGAAGAAAUUUGGAACGCACUACAUCAAUAGUUAUGUUACCGGAAAUUCGCUUUAUCAGGUUUUUGUGUUUAACAAAAGAAAUUACGGGCACAUUAAAGAGAGACUGAAAUCCCGAGGUGUUCUCUCACUUUCCAAGAGCGAUCUUUACAAUUUCUUUGCGCCAUGGUUUGCUGAACAUUUAGGAUCAGUGAGAUGUUCAAGUGGCAAUUCAACAGUUGAACGAUGGGCACAAAGGAAAUUAAAGCUUAGUUAUUAUCUCUUCACGUACAACAGUCUUUUGAAGCUUCAUGGUUCAAGUUCAUUAUUAAAAGCACUCGAUGAACUUUUAGGCAAUGAAGCGAUCCUUCAACUUGAACUUAAGUCACUUAAAGUUGCUUUUAAAGAUCCAGAUAAAAGAAAAUGGUAUGAGAUUGUGUUGGAUAAUACAAUUAAAUUGUGGGAAGUGAACAUGUCGUAGUUUUAACUUCCAUUAAAAGACUGUAAAUAUUUUUAAAACUUUUAACAAUAUUUUUAAGAAGAUUUUAGGUUUCUAUUCAAUUUGAAAGCUCAUUUAAUUCUUGGAAGUCUUUUUUCUAUCUUUAAUCAAAACUCAAAAGUUUCUUUAUUGAUUUGGAAAUCUUAAAAAUUCAUUAAUCUGAAAACUUUUCCUUUUCGUUCUUCGUGUGCCAAGUUCCUGAGCUUUCAAAUUUCUCCUUCUUUCUCUUCACAUCUGUGAUAAACAAGAAUCCAUUAGAAUUUAAGUUGAUUUAAUAAUAAAAGAAAUAUUUAUAAUCAGCUGUAAAAUGCUAAGAGAUAAAUAAGAAAUAAAAUGAAAAUUACAAUAAAUAAAAACAAACGUUUCUCGUU
This is a messenger RNA of Clunio marinus, 1756 nucleotides long. NCBI's taxonomy places the organism in Eukaryota, Metazoa, Arthropoda, Insecta, Diptera, Chironomidae. The record is from the annotation of a GenBank genome assembly.